AUGACACCCAUGAAGAAGGCUCUUGUUCUUGCAAUCUAUACCUUCUCCUUCCUGACAGGCUUGCCUUCCAAUCUACUGGCUGGCUACGCAUUCCUGAAGAAAGUGAGGCAGAAGCCAGUGCCCAUCGACAUCUUCUUGUGCAACUUGACCAUCUCUGACCUUUUCCUGCUGUGCUUCCUGCCCUUUAAAAUGGUGGAGGUUGCCAGUGACAUGACUUGGCCUCUUCCUGGCUUCCUUUGCCCACUCACCAACUUCUUCUUCUACAGCAGCAUCUACCUCAGCACCCUUUUCCUCAUGGCAGUCAGUGUGGAACGCUAUCUCUGUGUUGCCUAUCCGGUCAAGCACAAGCUGAACCGCAAGCCAACCUCUGCAAGAGCAGCCAGCAUCUUCUUCUGGUUCCUGGCCUGCUCCCACUGUGCCAGCAUUGUCUAUGCUGUCGAAUACCACAACAGGACCCCGUCAGACCUUAACAUCACCACGUGUUACUACAGCUUCUCCCCAGAGCAGCUCCGCAUCCUUCUCCCUUUCCGGCUGGAGCUCUGCCUCCUCCUCUUCUGCCUGCCUCUCGCCAUCACCCUUUUCUGCUACGUCAACGUGAUCUGCAUCUUGAGCACCAUGCCCAACAUCCCUCCCCACAAAAAGAAACGGGCGGUGUGCCUGGCGGUGGCCACGUUGCUCAAUUUCGCCAUUGCUUUUGCACCAUACAACAUCUCCCACAUUGUGGGCUUCAUUAAUAAGGAGAGUCCUUCCUGGAGAGUGGAGACUUUCUUCCUCACCUCCCUGAACACCACCUUGGACCCUAUCAUCUUCUUCUUCUCCUCCCACACCAUCCGACGAACCUUCGGCAACUGCUGGUCUGGCAUGUGUAGCAAGAUCCAGACUGUUGUGUCGCCCUGCUGUUUGUGUUGCUGCAAGACUCCUGAAGACAACAAAGCAGGAGCUGGACAUGUAACUGCUUCAGAUCUCCCCAGUGGACUGGCAGGGGCUCCCACCCCUACUCCUUUUACGACUCAGCAAAGAUCUGGGUCAUCAGAUGACUGA
Messenger RNA from Podarcis lilfordi (Lilford's wall lizard), 1041 nucleotides. The record is from the annotation of a GenBank genome assembly. Lineage: Eukaryota; Metazoa; Chordata; Lepidosauria; Squamata; Lacertidae.